CCUCUGCAGAUGCGAGGACGCGCCGGCGUCGCCAGCUUACGGGCUCAUUCAUUCCUCCAUUCUUUCCUUGUUGCGGCUGGGGCUGAGGGGGCUGAGACAGUCAAGCCGGGAGAUUACGUUAUCGCUUCGUCUCUCGUUUUGUCUUGUCUGUUGUCUCUCGUCUCUCCUCUCGUCUUGUCUCGCAUCUCACGUCUCUACGCUCGCCUCCCGGUGCCCGGUUUCCGGUGUCCGGCAUCCGGCCUCCGGCCUCCGGGGUAGCGGUCGAGCGCUCGG
This is a messenger RNA of Tricharina praecox, 273 nucleotides long. RefSeq lists its product as uncharacterized. The transcript has a single exon. NCBI's taxonomy places the organism in Eukaryota, Fungi, Ascomycota, Pezizomycetes, Pezizales, Pyronemataceae. The record is from RefSeq and is a predicted model, not a curated record. The coding region runs from base 10 to 258 and encodes 82 amino acids.